Tachysurus fulvidraco (yellow catfish) is the source of this 1569-nucleotide messenger RNA. Its product is annotated as trinucleotide repeat-containing gene 6B protein-like. Gene Ontology annotation, cellular component: P-body; nucleoplasm. The record is from RefSeq and is a predicted model, not a curated record. Bases 24 to 1289 code for a protein of 421 amino acids. The transcript is spliced from 9 exons. Gene Ontology annotation, molecular function: RNA binding. Gene Ontology annotation, biological process: positive regulation of nuclear-transcribed mRNA poly(A) tail shortening; miRNA-mediated post-transcriptional gene silencing. Lineage: Eukaryota; Metazoa; Chordata; Actinopteri; Siluriformes; Bagridae.
GGUCUUAGGCAUAUCAGCUCCUCAUGCAGCAGCAGCAGCAACAGCAGCAGCACUUCCUGUCUCACAGGAAGUUCUCCCAUGUCCCUCCUGUACACCAGGACCCACAGCAGUUGGCCCGUAUCAUGGCAGUUCUUCAGCAGCGCCCCAAAACCCCCACAUCUACCCCAGGUCUUUUUCCAGGUCCAGUGAAGCUCAGAGGCGACGCCUCGUAUCCUCACUAUGAUCUGGUGGGAGUGGAGAAUGUGGGCGUGGCCUCCCCAAAUCUGAUUGACAAUUGGCAUCGAAACCCUGGUGGUAAAUUAAGCACCGCCCCUAACACCCCCACCUGGCCACCAGAGUUUCAGCCUGGUGUUCCCUGGAAAGGUGUUCAGAGCCCUGAGCCUGACCCGAACCCCUACAGUGGAAUGUUGGGGGAAAACACACUCGCUGAUACUGAACACCACUUACUGCAGGAUAACACAGUCUCUCUGUCAGAGAUGAACACCGUACUGCCUUCACCUGCUGCCUGGCCUUACUGUGUUUCUGACACACACAACUCGGCUAAAUUCCCUGCGCUGGCCACUAGUUGGCCUCCUGAGCCAAUUGGACACAGGACCAAUCGAAACAGCUCCCAGCUGACCCGCCCCCCUCCGGGUCUGACCCAUCAGAAACAGUCUUCGUGGUUAGGGGCGGAGCCUCACAUGCCCCGAGGGUGGGGUUCAGAGAGGCAGAGCCUGGAGUCACCUUUUGGUACAGAGAGCUCAUGGAGUGGUGGAUCAUCUACAGGAAGCUCAUGGCUACUGCUGAGCAACCUCACACCACAGAUCGACAGCUCCACCCUAAAGACAAUUUGCCUGCAGCAUGGCCCACUGAUGACCUUUAACCUCGGCUUGGCUCAGGGCAGCGCUCUGAUUCGCUACUGCAGUCCUGACGAGGCAGCCAAGGCCCAGAGCGCACUGCACAUGUGUGUCCUGGGUAACACCACCAUCCUGGCUGAGUUUGUGAGUGAGGAGGAUGUGGCUCGCUACUUCACACAUUCCCACAGCAGAGAGACAGAUGGAGAGACAGACAGAGACAUGGACAGCGAGACAGGAGGAGGAGGAGGAGAGACGAAGCUCGGCAGGGACAACCUGGACAGAGCAGGACUCUCUCUGUUUAACCAGUGGAGUCACAGCCGGGGGGGCGGUGUGUGGGGAGGGGUGCCGUCCGGUUACCACGGCAACAACCUAUGGGGUUCUCCUCAGGUUGAUGACAGAGGGCCUGGCUUGUUGCUGAGCAACCUGUUAGGGGGUGGGGCUGAUACUUUGUGAUGUGUGACAGACACACACACGCACGCACACACACACACACACACACACACACACACACACACACACACACACACGUUUCUGUAUGAAUCCUGGACUCACUUGUCUCUGUGCUCACACACUCAGUGACUUUAUCACAUCACAUCAUCUGAUUUAUUCCCCAGUUUGUUACGUGACUGAACUUCAGGUGUCACUGGUGAAAUUUAAUGUCCUACAGAUUCGCUGUCAGUCUGAAGGACAAAGGGGACAAGAUGAAGAAUAUUAAACAAGACAUAGUAAAGUU